Messenger RNA from Rhizophagus irregularis DAOM 181602=DAOM 197198, 590 nucleotides. The record is from RefSeq and is a predicted model, not a curated record. Lineage: Eukaryota; Fungi; Glomeromycota; Glomeromycetes; Glomerales; Glomeraceae.
UAUUUGACAAAACGUUAACUGGCGGUUAACUAAAAUUUUAUUUUCUUGUUUCUUUCCCUUUGGAUGUAUGAGAUUUCCAACGGUUUUAUGUUUCAAUACUUCUCUUUCAGAUGUCCGGACCUUUUGACAUGUAAGACUUCAGUGGGAACUAUUUUUGACAGGAAUUGUAUUACUAUUGGCAUAUAAUGAAUCAAAAUGAAAAUUUGACUUUGAUUCUGGAUACAGAAGAACAGAUACAAGAACUUAAAAUGCUCUCUCAUCACGAAAAAUUAUUUUACUUGUUUUACUUAUUAUUUCAAGAUUCCAAUACUCUAUUCCAUAUUCGAAACUUUACAGUAACUAUAAGUUUCGUAACGAAAUUUACCUUUUCCUUAGUAUUGGAAACAUCCUUAUUUUUACUUUUUUUUUGUAGUUAUAGAAGGGUUUUGAUUGGGGAGAUUGGAGACGAUCUCAGUUUCUUCAAAACUUCUUGUUAUUGGACAGAUUAUUUUUUGGAGUCCUUAAACGUGUAGAAUUUCAGUAAGAGGCUCCCUUUAUUGGGAUUAUUUCGUUUUAAGGAAAAAGUUUCAUUUUUACAGACUUUUUCAAAU